AAUCAGGUUUCGAGGAGCGGUAUAAACAAGUAGACUCAUCCCAGCUGGAGUGUGUGUAACACCGGACAAGCUGACAAAUCUUACAGCGAAUAUCUACGUUUCUCUGCAGCUGCCGUGAUGGAUAUGUCACUGCAGCUUCAUAUUUUGCCUUGCACAUCUUCUGACAAACUCAAGAAGUCUUUCCUUGACCAACUGUCUCUCCAUGUUGAGCUGAACAGGGAAGCCUCCUCCACUGUUUCACUGCCGCUCAUCGUGAUAUUUCGGCCUCAAGGCAGACCGAACGAUGAAUUUGAUGGCGUGGUUUUACCUUUCCUUGAUAAAGGUGAUCCCAGCUGCAAGGAUGUUAUUCUCUUCACUGCCCUCGCCACGUUACAGCCCUAUGGUCGUGGCUUUGCUCCAGAUUGUGCAUUGAGAUUUAAGUACACGGACAAGCUCUUUAUUACGUCAGGUCAUCUUGAUACUCAAAUUAAUAGACCCACAUUUACAAAACUUGGAGACAUCCUUGUGCAAGAAUACGGCUUCAAGCAGACUUCGGGUCGUCAAUCACAGGGAGAACGAGACCAGGGGUCAAUACAUCUCGGUGGUGACCAAGAGGAGGUAAACAAACGUUCUGUUAGCGAUCUACGCAAGCAAGUAGACGAAGACCUCCCUCUUGGAGGUGAUGCCAGUAUAGAAGUGGGUGAAGGCGACUCUCUUGGAGGUGAUGCCAACAGACUAGAGAACAACUCUGCUAGACACAGAUUAUGGAUUAUGAAAAAGGAAAUGGAGGGGGUGACAACUGACUUGCAACGGGAGGUGGAGACAAAGUGGAAGUUACUGGUGCAACUACCUAGGAUACUCGAAGCUGUUCUUGAAGAACUUGACAAGGAACCAAAUACUGCAGAGAUACUGGAGAACUACUCACUCAAUACCUCUAGAGGAGAUGCACCACCACAAGGCGCAGGGUUACAGGUUAGACAGAGGAUACAAGAACAAUUCAACAACAGGACAGCUGCUUUGCAAAACGAUGUCCAGACCAGGUUAAAAGUGCCAGCAGGGAAACUGCUCACAAUACUUGAAGAGGUGCUCAAAUAUGCGGACCAGGACCGAAAGGUAACAAAUCAGGGCCAGAAAUGGAGGCGACUUUGGCGCAAAUGAGCAAACUGGAUCACCUGUUUAGGUGCAUGUCGAAGAAUAUUCAGCGAACCUUUUUUUUCAGAAUUAACGAUUGAAACCCUCUAACCGGCAAAUGUCAGAGCAACUUACGCCAUUGGCAUGUAUUCAUCCAAAAUACCUUUAGCCUUUAGCCUGUCGAAUGGAUGGGUGAAUGUUGCUUUACUGCACAGUCAGCAUUUUUCCAGCCUGUCCUUCUCUGAAUGUAAAUAUCCCAGGCCAGCUAGGCAAGGCAAAGCGGUAGGAUCAAUAUACCAUGUCUGAAUUGAAAUAUCCCAGGCCAGCUAGGCAAGGUGUAGCAGUAGGAUCUAUAUACCACGUCUGACUGUAUAUAUCUCAGGCCAACUAGGCAAGGUGAAACAGUAGGAUCUAUAUACCAUGUCUGACUGUA
Haliotis rufescens (red abalone) is the source of this 1543-nucleotide messenger RNA. RefSeq lists its product as uncharacterized. The coding region runs from base 118 to 1137 and encodes 339 amino acids. NCBI's taxonomy places the organism in Eukaryota, Metazoa, Mollusca, Gastropoda, Lepetellida, Haliotidae. The transcript is spliced from 9 exons. The record is from RefSeq and is a predicted model, not a curated record.